GGAACCUCCUUUUUAACCACAAACCGAAUUUGCUUUCAUUUAGGCCAUAUAUAUUUUUUAAAUAGUUUAAAGUCAUAGAGAUUUUUUUGGAAAAGCAUUUCGCCCUGGAGCGGUGCGCGAUGCUUUCGCACGCCGACCUGCUGGAUGCUCGCCUCGGUGAGUUGUCAACGCCAAACUCCGGUCUGCAACUCUACUCAAUGCUCGGUGCAGAUUAUGAGCUCACUCAGUUUCGACCUGUUUUAUCUGCUUCAGGGAUGAAGGAUGCCGCGGCCGAGCUUCUGGGUCACAGGGAGGCAUUGAAAUGCAGGCUGGGCGGCGGCGGAACUGACCCGGGCCACCCCGGAGAACUCGACCCGGUCUCCGACGCAGUGGAAGGGGCCACCCUUCUCCCCGGAGACGAUAUCAACAGUGCUGGAUCCAAUCCGCCGGGUGUAGCGGUGAACAGUAAGGAACAGGAGAAGCAACAGCAGCAGCAGCAACAGAACCCCACCCAGUCCAGCGGCCAGCAGAGUCAGAAACAGAAACGGCACCGGACUCGCUUUACUCCGGCUCAGCUUAACGAGCUUGAACGCAGCUUCGCCAAAACCCACUAUCCGGACAUCUUCAUGCGCGAGGAGCUCGCGCUGCGGAUCGGCCUGACGGAAUCACGCGUGCAGGUUUGGUUUCAGAACCGACGCGCCAAAUGGAAGAAGCGCAAGAAGACCACCAACGUGUUUCGCGCUCCUGGCACUUUGCUGCCCACUCACCACGGCCUAGCGCAGUUCGGGUCCGCCGCGGCGGCCGCGGCAGCCAUGGGCGACAGCUUGUGCUCUUUCCAUGCUAAUGACACCCGAUGGGCGGCGGCCGGGAUGCCGGGAGUCUCCCAGCUGCAGUUACCGCCCGCCCUAGGCCGCCAACAAGCCAUGGCACAGUCUCUAUCCCAGUGCAGCUUGGGCGCCGGACCACCGCCCAACUCCAUGAGCCUGUCCAACAUGUCCUCCAACGGCUCCGGCCUCCAGUCCCACCUCUACCAACCCACCUUCCCCGGCAUGGUGCCCGCGUCGCUCUCUGGCCCCACCAACGUGACCGGCUCGCCUCAGCUGUGUAGCUCCCCGGACACUGACGUCUGGAGAGGGACGAGCAUCGCGUCCCUGCGCCGCAAAGCGCUGGAGCACACAGUGUCCAUGAGUUUCACCUAAUACUUUGAACGUGUUUCUCGUCCACCCGUCAUUUCUGGCCCAGUGACGCACAAGGAAGUCUAAGGAUAGGCCAACGACUGUCCUGUAGUAAACAUGAACUGUGCGCACCUGAUGGGAAUAAAACCUAAAGCAUCAUAGGCUGAAAACGCGAAAUGUAUUUAUUUAUGAUGUCCUAUUUAUUUAUUUAUUUAUUUAUUUAUUUA
This is a messenger RNA of Carassius carassius (crucian carp), 1381 nucleotides long. Its product is annotated as homeobox protein orthopedia B-like. Gene Ontology annotation, molecular function: DNA binding; DNA-binding transcription factor activity, RNA polymerase II-specific. The record is from RefSeq and is a predicted model, not a curated record. The transcript has 3 exons. NCBI's taxonomy places the organism in Eukaryota, Metazoa, Chordata, Actinopteri, Cypriniformes, Cyprinidae. Gene Ontology annotation, biological process: neuron differentiation; regulation of DNA-templated transcription. Bases 120 to 1178 code for a protein of 352 amino acids.